AACACCAUCGAAAUCCAUCUGAUGAGAAUGUCACAAAUGUGGAAGGUAUGGAAGACCACAUCCAACAUAAAACUGAGGUUCGUUGGCACGAUGAUGCGGCCAUUAGCCUUGGAUCUUCAGAUCAUGUUCACGCAGGCCUUCAAGUUGCAUUUAACAACUAUAGCAUCACCAGUAGUCUGCAGAGAAUGUCAGAGACACUUUUCGUCACACAGACAUGUUCAACGAAUACAACAUGUCUGGUCGAAGACUGUCAAAGCAUGGGAACGCAAAUUGAGCUCAGUGUCCAAAGAAUCACCUCCAGUUGGUGAUGCUGUCAAGACGAAAAUGGCUGCUUCAGCCUCUGCUGGAACUCAACAGAAAUCUACUGCUAGUCAGUCUCCAGUACCUCCAUUUAUUACCCCAGAAGCACCAGUCAGCUUGCCAUUACCAACACCAGACGCAAAGGCGCAGAAAGUUCUCAAAGUAACACCAAGACCAAGAAAACGUUCCUUGGAUUACAGUUACACUGGUAAUAUCUACAUUCUGCCCAUACGAGCUAUGAAUGAAUAUCUUUUGAAACCAAGUCACCUUGAGAAAUGUCCGGUUUAUCCUCGAAGGAGUCCUUAUGAAUAUGGUCCUAAAAUCACAAUGUAUUUACGUUCUGAUGUAGAAGACAUUGCAAAAAUGUGUUGGGGGAGUUUAGAAAAUUUAGCAAAGGAGAAACAAAGAUUACUGGACCAAGAAAAGUUCUAUGAAGGAAGAUAUGACAUAUUCCAGCUUCGUGCCAUUAUUGAUCAACACAAGCAUCGAGUACGCUUAAGGCAAACUGAAUUCUCCACUGGUGAUGAUGAUUCUAGUGCUACUACUCAAGAAUCGUUUUGGGCUUCAGGGUCAAGUAAAGUUGUGGUGUCUGCAAUUUUGAUAAAUGGCUUGAACAGUUUGAUAAAGGGUCUUGCGUGGACGUACACUGGCUCUCACAGCAUGUUCUCAGAGUUCAUCCACUCCAUAGCCGAUACACUUAACCAGAUUAUCCUUGGAAUUGGUUUGUAUCAUUCCAUGCAGAAGCCAGACUCUCAUCAUCCAUAUGGCUACAUGAAUCUUCGCCAUAUUUCUUCGUUAAUCAGCGGCGUUGGGAUAUUUUGUCUUGGUACUGGCCUCUCUGUUUACCAUGGAAUUCAGGGCUUUAUUCACCCAGAGCCCUUAGGAUCCUUAACAUGGGCUAUAGCUACCUUGAUGGGAUCAUUGGUGUCUGAAGGAGCAACAUUGAUAAUAGCUGUAAAUCAAGUUAGAAAAUGUUCUCGUGCAAAGAAAAUUAGAUUUUGGGAGUAUGUGGUGCGAGGGAAUGACCCCAAUGUGAGUGUUGUGCUGCUUGAAGACAUGGCGGCAGUCACUGGGGUAAUAAUAGCGGCCACAUGUUUGGGAGUCAGCCAUUACACCAGAAGUCCAUUUGCAGAUUCCCUUGGUUCCAUCAUGAUUGGAGGCUUGCUUGGUGUUGUCGCAACUUUCAUCAUUACUACAAACACUCAAGCACUUGUUGGAAGAUCUAUCCCUGAAGAUGUACAGAAUCUAAUCAGUCAUGAUCUAGAACGAGAUAGAAUGAUUAGGUCACUACACGAUGUGAAAGCCACAGAGAUGGGAGGACAAGUGAGAUUUAAAGCAGAAGUUGACUUUGAUGGAAAGGAGAUAACUAGAGCUUAUCUGUACAAGUUGGACAUGGAACAGCUUCUGGCAGAGAUGCAUGAACUGAAGAAAGCUGAAGAUGUUGAGGCUUUUAUGCUGCUUCAUGGAGAAAGAAUCAUCGACAUGCUGGGGGAAGAAGUAGACCGUAUUGAAAAAAUACUUAAGGGAAAAUAUCCCGAAUUGCGCCAUGUUGAUUUGGAAGCUCUUUGAGAACACGAUGGUUGACAUAGAUAGUAUAUAUUCCUUAAAUUAUUUGCUUUCCAUAGUAGUGCGUUUUUGUUACAUGUGUAUCCACAACUUUCUUUGUUGGUAAAAUGUUUAAAGUGCCAUCUUGUGUGUCUUCAACUAGAACAAAGUAUACAUGCUUUAAUUAUUUGUCCCAAUGUUACUAUGUUGUAUAGUUUGAUAUGUGGCAAUGACCAGCCAAUUUCCUUACCACUAACUCGGUGUUUUUAUGCAUUUGUUAGAAAUAAACAAUAGUAAUCAUAAGAUACAUUGCUGUGUGUAUUUUGUAUAUCCAUUUCAUUGUGUCUUUGAAGCAAAAUUUGCCUCAUUCCUUUUUGUUUCCCCAUGUGCUGUUAGAUAUUCUGAUGAUUCAACAAUUUCUUAUAUUGUUAUUGUCAUCACUGAAAAUGUUGGACACCAUAUAGGUACAGGUUUAACAUGUGAUGUGAUUACAAACAGUUGCCUAAGAUCAUGGCAAUGUUGGAAAGAGCUGUUCUUCAACAAAACCAACAUACAAUGAUAAGAUGGAUGAUAGCAUCUACAAGAUCAUGUCGAACAAACUGAAUGAGAAAACUGAAUACAUUCUUAAAGAACUCCUCUAUAGCCAGUUUAGCCACAACAGGAUGUCAAUGUUAACUUGCACUUGGACUGGGAACUGUAUUAACGUGUCCCCAUCCAAUAAAAUUCAGGCACGUUUCUCUUGGGCCGGGACUCUGGCAUGGCCAGUAACUCAAUCUGGCCAGUAACUCAAUCUGGACAGAGGUGUUAACUAGGAGACAGUUGACCUGGAUAUAGCCAAACACUUUGGACAAGUUUUGAAAUGCAUUGCAUAAACUUUCUAUUGACCUCUUCUCUAUACAUAACCAUGAGAUAUUCUAUCAUUCAACUUUACAACAUGACUGUUGUUUGAACUUUGGGGAGCUUAUUAACUUGUUACUGUUAAAACAAUGUACAUGUAUUUGGAAAUAAUAGGUAACUGUUCUGUGUAAUUGGAUGUUUGUCACAUUUAUUAUUUUAUUUUGUAAUAAAAUGUUUGUUCACAUUCUAUGCAAGUGCUAGUGGUGCAAAUUUACUUUUAUCAUGAAUAUUUUUUAUUCUCAUAGACUGCAUUAGUGUGCUUGUCACACUGCUUCUUAGGAAUGUGUUAUGUCACAAUAUGUUAUGUCAGAAUAUAAUGUGUGUGAAAUUACGAUAUAAGCAUACAUUUAUUUCUUUUCAGAUAAAGAUAAUAUGGAUGUGUUACAUAAUUGUGUAAUAAAACAGUUAUUUCCCAUAUAUUGGGUAAUAAUAGGUUCUGUAAACACCUACUAAGAAUUUCUUUAAUAAUUGAUACUGACCUAUUCUAUGUUGAUGUUGAUUUCUUGGGUCAAUAAAGCAUAAUUUCCUUUA
Messenger RNA from Gigantopelta aegis, 3273 nucleotides. RefSeq names its product zinc transporter 9-like. The transcript has 18 exons. Lineage: Eukaryota; Metazoa; Mollusca; Gastropoda; Neomphalida; Peltospiridae. Gene Ontology annotation, biological process: transmembrane transport; zinc ion transport. Gene Ontology annotation, molecular function: monoatomic cation transmembrane transporter activity. Gene Ontology annotation, cellular component: membrane. The record is from RefSeq and is a predicted model, not a curated record. The coding region runs from base 22 to 1869 and encodes 615 amino acids.